AGAUGGAACACGGUUCUUCAGAAACUCAAGAUUUUUCUCCCAAAGAUGAAUUAACUGUUUCAGAAGCCUCCACUAGGUCUCCAUUGUGUGAGCACACAUUCCCUGGGGACUCAGACUUAAAGUCAAUGAUUGAAGAAAAUGCUUUUCAGGUUUUGUCACAAGGAUUCUUCUUACAAAGACCACGUUACACAGUUUGUGUCUCUGAGCCAGAUAAAGAUAAUGAUUUCUUUUCUCUGACCUUUCCUGGGAAACUUUGGAAAAUAGUUGAAAGUGACCAAUUCAAGUCUAUUUCAUGGGAUGAGAAUGGAACUUGCAUAGUGAUAUAUGAAGAACACUUCAAGAAAGAAAUUUUGGAAAGGAAGAAUCCUUGCAGAAUAUUUCAAACUGACAGUAUCAAAAGUUUUGUUCGACAGCUCAACCUUUAUGGAUUUAGUAAAAUUCGACCGAAUUUUCAAAGAUCUGCCUUUCUACCCACCUUUCUGGCCAAAGAGAAAGAAUCCUGUGUCUUAAGCAAGUUAAAGUGCUAUUAUAAUCCAAAUUUCAAACGUGGCUGUCCCCAACUUUUAGUAAGAGUGAAAAGAAGAAUUAACGUUAAAAAUGCUUCACUUACACCUACUUUAUUCCAUGAAGAUUUCAACCAGAGGCAUUUUAGAGAAGGGGCUAACAGGGAGAAGCAUAAUCCUGCCUUAGCUGCUGAAGUUAGUGAAGAAAGUUUAUUUUCAACCUCUACAAAUUUAAAGAUGUCUCUAACAAGGGAAUCUUCUGUCGGAAAGAUAAUUGCUAGUUCAUCUGACCCAAUUAUAAGUGGUUUCCCUCCUCCUUCAUGUUCAACCUCAAUUGGACCAUCAGAACAAAGUGCAACAGAUCAACGUGCCAUUUUAAAUCAGUUGAGCACUAUUCAUAUGCACUCUCACAGCACAUACAUGCAAGCAAGGGGCCGCAUUGUGAAUUUUAUUACAACCACAACUUCUCAAUACCACAUAAUAUCUCCCUGUCAAAACAGUUUUUUGCAGCUGAUGGUAGAAUCACCUGCUGUUCAAAUGAGAUAUCCUGUAGUAUCAGUCAAUCAGGCUCCACAUCCUAACCUGCUACCAGCAGGCCACCGGUGGUUGCAAAUGUUCACGAUAGCUGAUAUAUCAUCUAGCACUCUUUCCAGGCCAGCUACUCAACCAUCACCAGUGGACAAAUAUCACACUAGUUAAAACUGAUCUUCCAUUAAAACUGCACCAAAUUAUGUGUGACAAUGGAGACUAACAUUUACAUUGACAAAAUAAAUAAAUAAAUAAAGAUUUCUGCAAUUACCUUAUUGAGCAAUAAAAUUGCAUGU
This is a messenger RNA of Piliocolobus tephrosceles (Ugandan red Colobus), 1327 nucleotides long. RefSeq names its product heat shock transcription factor, Y-linked-like. Gene Ontology annotation, biological process: regulation of DNA-templated transcription. The record is from RefSeq and is a predicted model, not a curated record. The coding region runs from base 3 to 1202 and encodes 399 amino acids. Gene Ontology annotation, molecular function: sequence-specific DNA binding; DNA-binding transcription factor activity. The transcript is spliced from 2 exons. NCBI's taxonomy places the organism in Eukaryota, Metazoa, Chordata, Mammalia, Primates, Cercopithecidae.